Messenger RNA from Dicentrarchus labrax (European seabass), 1421 nucleotides. It is a transcript of the gene hikeshi, whose product is annotated as heat shock protein nuclear import factor hikeshi. Gene Ontology annotation, cellular component: nucleus; cytosol. The coding region runs from base 733 to 1329 and encodes 198 amino acids. Gene Ontology annotation, molecular function: Hsp70 protein binding; nuclear import signal receptor activity. The record is from RefSeq and is a predicted model, not a curated record. Lineage: Eukaryota; Metazoa; Chordata; Actinopteri; Moronidae. Gene Ontology annotation, biological process: protein import into nucleus. The transcript has a single exon.
AACUGCCGCUUUCCGCUCGGCUGGCAGCAACAAGUCGAUUAACGAAUCAUCGAACAGCAGCAGAGCCAACAACAACAAACCUCUGGGUUCGACCUGAGCCCUGCGCGCUGCCUGACAGGUGGAAGUCCGGCACUGUGUACCGGCCCGGUUCCACCAGUACGGUGCUGCAGGCUACAGGUGGUUCCGGCUACAGUUUGGGUCCGUCAGUGUUUCCGAAUUAAAGUCGAAAAUAGAGAAAGAUGCGCCUGUCAGUCCGAGUAAAGGGCUGAAAGUAACCCGGUAAUCAUCUGACUACCAUACAGGAGGAACGGUCGAUCGUCGAGCAGCGGAUCCCGGGGGGGGCUGCACCGACAGCCCGACUGUACUAGAAGUUUCUACCGGUCCGGUUCAGCCUCCCUCAUGACGAACAUCAGCGGCAGGACUCCCGCCAUUACCGGAUAAACAAGUUCCGCUGAGCUCCUCGGUCCAUUGGCCGGUCGGAGGCUGCUAACGGCUAACAGCGGAGCUAACGGCUAACAGCGGAGCUAACGGCUAACACCGGAGCUAACGGCUACCACCGGAGCUAACGGCUAACCGCGGAGCUAACGGCUACCACCGGAGCUAACGGCUACCACCGGAGCUAACGGCUACCACCGGAGCUAACGGCUACCACCGGAGCUAACGGCUACCACCGGAGCUAACGGCUACCAGCGGAGCUAACGGCUAACACCGGAGCUAACGGCUACCACCGGGAUGUUCGGCUGUCUGGUCGCCGGCAGGCUCGUGCAGACGGACGCGGUCCAGGUCUCCGCGGAUAAGUUCGUGUUCAACCUGCCGGACUGCGACAACGUGAACCACGUGGUGGUGUUCAUGCUGGGCACGGUGCCGUUCCCCGCCGGUAUGGGCGGCGCGGUGUACUUCUCCUUCCCGGACCCGGUGAGCGGCGCUCCGGUGUGGCAGCUGCUCGGGUUCAUCACCAACGACAAACCCAGCGCCAUCUUCAAGAUCUCCGGGCUGAAGGCCGGGGAGGGCGGGGCGCACCCGUUCGGCUCCGUGGCCUCCUCCCCGUCCCCCUCCGUGGCUCAGGUCGGGGUGUCGGUGGAGGCUCUGGAGCAGCUGGUCCAGCAGAUCCCGGUGUCCUCCGCCGCCGUGGCCGCCGUGGACUCCUUCCUGCACUUCACGCAGAAGAUGUUGGACAGUCUCUAUAACUUCGCCUCGUCGUUCGCGGUGUCGCAGGCGCAGAUGACCCCGAACCCCACCGAGACCUUCAUCCCGUCCAGCUGCAUCCUCAAGUGGUACGAGAACUUCCAGAGGAGGAUGAGCCAGAACCCGAACUUCUGGAAGAACUAAUGAGACUGGGAGAACCGUAAAGACUCAACAGUUCCCAGAGUUCCCAGAGUUCCCACAGUGCCUGAAGGCCCCAAUAAAAGUGUUCCCACCCG